AUGAAGCGGCCCUUAUCGAAGGGAGGGAAAGGCGCGGCGCUGCCUGCGCCCCGCUGCGCGGCGGCCGAGCCGGCCGGGGACAGCUACUUUCGCAAGGGAUGUAAUCCUCUUGCUGAGACGGGUCGUAGCAAACUACAAAAUCAAAGAGCUGUUCUAAAUCAACAGAUCUUAAAAGCAGUGAGACUGAGAGCUGGUGCUGAAAAUCUUUUACGAGCUACCACCAACAACAAAGUACGAGAACAGGUACUACUGGAACUAAGUUUUGUAAACUCUGACCUGCAAAUCUUAAAGGAGGAAUUGGAAGGACUUAAUAUCUCAGUAGAGGUUUAUCAAAAUACAGAAGAGACUUUCAGCAUUCCCUUGGUACCUCUCGGCCUGAAAGAAACCAAAGAAGUAGACUUUACAGUUGCCCUGAAGGACUUCAUUCAGGAACAUUAUAGCGAAGACAGUUCUGAGUAUGAAGAUGAAAUAGCAGAUCUCAUGGAUCUGAGACAAGCCUGCCGUACUCCCAGUCGAGAUGAAGCUGGUGCUGAGAUGCUGAUCAGCUAUUUUCUUCAGCUUGGUUAUGUAGAAAACAGAUUUUUUCCACCCACCAGGUACAUGGGGAUUUUAUUUACAUGGUAUGACUCCUUCACAGGUGUCCCGGUGUGCCAGCAAAAUCUGUUGCUUGAAAAAGCAAGUAUUUUAUUCAAUAUUGGAGCCCUAUAUACCCAAAUUGGCACAAGAUGCAAUCGUCAGACAAAGAGUGGACUUGAAAAUGCAGUUGACGCUUUUCAGAGAGCAGCAGGAGUGCUGAGCUACUUAAAGGAGACCUUCACUCACACCCCAAGUUACGACAUGAGCCCAGCUAUGCUCAAUGUGCUAGUCAAAAUGCUGCUCGCUCAAGCUCACGAGUGCGUCUUUGAGCAGAUCAGUCUCCCGGGAAUACGCAAUGAGUUUUUCACACUAGUGAAGAUGACACAGGAAGUUGCAAAGGUUGGAGAGGUUUACAUGCUGGUGAACACUGCAAUGAAUCAAGAACCAGUCAAGGAGAACAUUCCUUAUUCCUGGUCUAAGCUGGCACAAAUAAAAUCAGACCAUUACAAGGCUCUAGCGCAUUACUUCAUUGCCACCAUCCUGUGUGACCAUGAGUUGCAAUCCAGUGAUGAUGAAGAUCAGCAGGAGAAAGCCUUGUCCCAGUUGUAUGACUACAUGCCAGAAGGACUGAUGGUUCUCACCAUUUUAAAGGACAAAGGACAAAGAAAACAAUUAGGGAAAGCACAUUUACGCAAAGCCAUCAUUUAUCAUGAGGAAGCCCUAAGGGUCUGUGGUCUGUGCAAAAAGCUUCGAAAUAUUGAUAUUCUCCAAGAGGUCCUGACAGCUGCACACAAGCGCUCACUUCUCAAAUAUGCUCAGCAGGACAAGGAAGACGACUUCCUCAGUCUAAUCCAAGCUCCAGAUAUCCUUCCUAAAACGGAACAUAAAGUAGAAGCAGUCGCUCCCCAGUUUUCCAAGGUGAAAAUUAAGGACUUAUUUCACAGGCUGGGCCCGCUGUCCGUGUUCUGUGCCAAGCAGCGCUGGACGGCGCCGCGCACCAUCCGCCUCCGCUGCGAAGCAGGAGAGCUGGGAUUCAGCCUGAAGGGGGGCUCGCCCGUCCAGACCUACUGUCUCGAUCCAGUUUGUUCUGCAGCGUUGAUGGGCCUAAAAGAAGGAGACUACAUUGUUUCAGUUGGUGGUGUGGAUUGCAAAUGGCUUGGAGUGAAUGAGGUACUGGAAAAAAUCAAAAGCCUGGGAGAGCAGCCCAUUGAGAUUGAGGUUAUCAGUUGCCAAGACACAACUGCUUCUAUGCAUAACAAGAGUGCAACUUAUUCUGUGGGAAUGCAGAAGACGUACUCCCUAAUUUGCUUAGCCAUGGAAGAAGAUAAGAUUGAUCGGACCAAGAAAGCCCCACCAAAACUGCCUUUUCUAAGCUGGGGAACUAAAAAUAGACAGAAAGCUGCAAGUACUCUCUGCCUCCCUUCAGCUGUGGCUGGAAGUUCUCCAAUUAAGAAAAAGUUUUCUCCCUUCACACUCCUGAAUACAGAAAGUUCAUUGUAUUGAAACUUUCAGAAGGAUCCAUUUAAUAUGAAGUUUUUAAAAUGUACAUAAAAUAUAUUGAUAUCAUCUUUAUACACGCAUUUGUAAAUUCGGACAACUGUUGACUUCCUUUACUGUGUAUUUGAACCACUAAAAAGGUCAGAGGCUGUCAAAAAUUGUUAAAACUUGCAUUUAAAGCUUGAAGAUCCAAAAAAGUGGUUUGGGAGGU
Molecule: messenger RNA, 2284 nt
Organism: Tinamus guttatus (white-throated tinamou)
Lineage: Eukaryota; Metazoa; Chordata; Aves; Tinamiformes; Tinamidae
Gene: RHPN2
Product: rhophilin Rho GTPase binding protein 2
Biological process (GO): negative regulation of stress fiber assembly; signal transduction
Molecular function (GO): protein binding
Source: RefSeq, a predicted model, not a curated record